AUGCCCCCUCUGACCAUAUUCCUUACGACUUGGAACACUGGCUUACAAGGCUCAAAAGCUCAGCCGCAAGAUCUCACCUCUUGGCUUCUGCCGAUUCUCCAUCAGACUGCCAACGACCCAUCGGCUUCUCGCGUCGUCCCCGAUCUCUACGUGAUCGGUGUGCAAGAACUUUUGCCUCUCGAGCUAGCCCUUGGAGGUUUCACCCACUCUGCUCUUCGAGCAUUGACAGAUCGUAUUCAACAUAUCCUCACGUCACACGCCAAGACUUUGUCCGACGAUGAGGCUGAAGAAUAUUUCCUUGUGGAACGCGUUUCUCAUGUCGGGGUGGCUAUGUGGGUUUUUGCCAGGGAAUCCACCCUUUCUGGAAAACUCGGUAAAUCCCUCAAGGCUACGCUGGGAUUAUGGUGGGGCGGUAUGGGGAAUAAAGGUGCUGUAGGAAUCCGUCUACCUGUUCGAAGAGGUGAUGAGGGGAGUUGGGAAACAAUGACAUUUGUCUGUGCACAUCUAGAAGCGCACGACCACAAUAUCUCGAGAAGGAAUCAACAAUAUCAGAACAUCUUGUCUUGUCUCAUCUUUCGUCCUUCUGAUCGGUUAGAGGUACCGAAACAAAUCCAUCAAACGUCCCAUCUAUUUGUCCUGGGAGAUCUUAAUUAUCGAUUAGAGAGAAUACCCUCCACCGGCUGGCCCAGAGAAGGAGAAGAUGAUGAGGAUGCAUUGGAGUUGGAGAAGGAGAGGGCGGCCAUGAUUCAGCUGGACACGUUACGAAAGGAACAAAAAGCAGGAAGAGUAUUUGGCGGACUGAGAGAACCUGACUUGAGCGGAUUUGCACCUACUUACAAACGUGUUGUCGGUAAAGUGGAAGGAUAUAGCAAUAAACGAAUCCCAGGAUGGACCGAUAGAAUUCUAUUCGCUUCCCAUACCGACCCCCUCAGCCUCUACUCUUCUCAGUAUACAGUGGAAUCCACACCUGUUCCGGAAUACACAACUCAAAUCGCGCAUUUCAACGCUACCUCCUCACUCACUCUUUCCGACCAUAAACCCGUCCAUGCGAUCCUUAUCCUGCCUCAUGCCUCUCACUCCGCUCCCGCUCCCCACCUCGCACCAGAACUACCCGAAACACCUCCACCUCAUCCUCCACGCCCCGCUCCCACACCUCAUCUGGUUGUCUUGAUAUGGAAAGCCCUAGGGACCACGCUGGACAGGGCGAUCGGUUGGCCCUGGUUUGUAUUGAGUCUCGGUACGGGGAGUCUACCGAUGGGAGGAGCGGGCUUGUUCACUUUGGUCGCGAUGGUCUGGGGCGUGUAUAGUUAUUCUGGUCAAUGAAUCUUCGUCAUGCUUGU
Molecule: messenger RNA, 1340 nt
Organism: Tremella mesenterica DSM 1558
Lineage: Eukaryota; Fungi; Basidiomycota; Tremellomycetes; Tremellales; Tremellaceae
Exons: 4
Coding region: 1-1323 (440 amino acids)
Biological process (GO): phosphatidylinositol dephosphorylation
Molecular function (GO): phosphatidylinositol-4,5-bisphosphate 5-phosphatase activity
Source: RefSeq, a predicted model, not a curated record